Messenger RNA from Plasmodium malariae, 807 nucleotides. Its product is annotated as zinc finger protein, putative. The record is from RefSeq and is a predicted model, not a curated record. Gene Ontology annotation, cellular component: mitochondrion. Gene Ontology annotation, molecular function: protein-folding chaperone binding; zinc ion binding. The transcript has a single exon. Gene Ontology annotation, biological process: protein import into mitochondrial matrix; protein folding; protein stabilization. Bases 1 to 807 code for a protein of 268 amino acids. Lineage: Eukaryota; Apicomplexa; Aconoidasida; Haemosporida; Plasmodiidae.
AUGACUCAAAAUUUGCUAAAAAGAGUUUUAAAUAAACCUUACAUGAGUAAGAGUUUACCUAUAAAGGGGAACAAAUUUGAUGGAAAAUUUGUAUUUUCAACUUUUAAAAAUAAAUAUAAUUGUAACAUCAAUUGGGGAUGUUCAUAUUUUCACAGAAAUGUAGUAAGACCAUUUGAAAAUUACCAUCCUUAUAUAUUUUUUUUGAAGAAACAAUUCGUUACAAACAACAAGGGCGAAAAUAGUCAUAAUAAUAAAAACGAUAAUGAUAUAACAUCAUUAUCAGAAUGUGAAAGAAACAUAGAAAAAAAAAAAAUAAUAAUAAAUAGGGAAGAACAAAACAUAGUUGAGCUUCAAAACACAACAAAAGCUAAUGUAUCACAAAUAGAUCAUCAUGAUAAGGAAAAACAAAACGAUCCAAUUGUAGUACCUGUAAAUGAUGAUAACCAUCAUCUUGUUAACUCUGAAAUGAUUAAGCUAAAAGGAAAUGAAAUAAAUAAUGGACAUUUAUCUGUUGAAGAGGGAAAGACACGAAAAGAUAAAGAAUAUAUGGUUAUAAUGUUUACUUGUAAAAUAUGUGAAAAGAAAACAGCUAAAAAAUUUUCAAAGCAAGCUUAUUAUAAUGGCGUUGUAAUUAUAAGGUGUCCUUCAUGCGAAAACCUUCACUUGAUAUCAGACCAGUUGGGCUGGUUUCAAGAUGGAAAAACGAACAUAGAGAAAAUUUUGCAAGAGAAGGGGGAAAAGGUUAUUAAAAAGUUUUCCUACAAUAACCUGCUAGAAAUUGACGAUUUGUUGAAUGCUUACAAGUGA